UUUUUGACUCCUGCUCGAAUGCUACGGUUAUUUUGUUGGUAUUGAAUGACGCAAUUUUGAAUGAUUUCAUUAAAUGGUAGCUACCAAAUUUAGUGUUAGCUUGCUGGCAGAUACUCUGUGUAUACGUUGGGAUGUGUUAGAGCUUUGGAUAUGGUGGCAGAUUUGCAGUGAAGAAAGGUGACAUUUGCGCAACACAAGUUUUUGUUAUUCGUGACAAAGGAAAAUAUCUUGUCCAGAAUCGUGACCACCACAUCUAGCCAUGGACCAACUUGGCCAGAGACUUGAAGUCGUUGACAUUUCAUCGUUACCAACAUGGGGCCUAGAGGAGGAUGAUGUGCCUCAAUACACCGUCGCUAAGGAGGAUACCAGGACCUCAAGAUUUCCUUUUGACACUUCUCUGAAUGAGAAGAUUUGUGUGUGGGAAGGUGACCCAACAGCUCUUAAUGUCAUGGGUCUUGUUCAUCCAACAAGUGAACGUCUCAACGAAGCAAACCCUUUCUCAGAAAAAAUCCAUCAAUUAGCCGGUCCAAAUUUACAAAACGAAUUACAGUUGAAGAUAAAAUGUUGUAGAACAGGUGAAGCCAAGUUAAGUAAAGGGUACAACCUGCCAGCAAGAUUCAUUCUACACACCGUGGGCCCACGCUACAACGUCCGGUAUCGCACAGCAGCGGAGAGCGCCCUCUAUAACUGCUACCGAAAUGUCCUAAACCUUGCCAGAGAGCAUGAGAUUCGUACGCUCGCCGUCUGUGCCAUUAAUUCAGUCAAGAGAGGGUAUCCACCAGAAGAAGCUGCCCACAUUGCAAUCAGAACCAUCAGAAGAUUUCUUGAGAAAUACGGGAAUACAAUUGAAAGAAUAGUGUUUGUCAUACGAGGAAUAAAUGAGGAUUGUUAUCAGGAUCUGUUACGGCUUUACUUCCCACGGAAUAAAGACGAGGAGUUAUGGGCCUUAGACCUACUCCCAGCUAACGUCGGUAACGAUGACGGGGAGCCAGUUAACCCGGAACGAAAGAUAAGGAUAACCAAGGACCCUAUCAACAAAGAAAUAACAAAUGGGACUAAUUCUGACGAGGAUCUUGAUGUUGACGAGCCAGAUAUUGGACACCAUUCCUUUACUUCGAUGCAGGCCGAUCCAGACAAGAUGAAAAGAGAAGUCCUCGCCAAACCGUCCAGACUAACGGCUGAGGAAGAGCAGAAGAAAAGGUAUGAAAGAUUCUUAAAGAGGGCCAAGACGGAGGACUUAUCCGAUAUCGCUGCCCACCGCUGCAUCUACCAGUCGGGAGUGGAUAUCUACGGCAGACCCAUCGUGGUGUUUGUGGCCAGGAACUUCCCAGCUACCCUUGUAGAUCUGGAAAAGGCGUUUCUCUAUUUCAUCUCCGUUCUGGAUCCGAUCGUCAACCAGGAUUUCGUCGUCAUCUACUUCCACACGAUGAGUUCGUCCAAGAACCAGCCUGAGCUGAAGUGGCUGAGGCAAGUCUACCACGCCGUCGAUAAGCGAUACCGAAAAUUCCUCCGAGCCUUCUAUAUUGUGCAUCCAACGUUCUGGUCCCGGUUAGUGUCAUGGUACUUCACCACAUUCACAGCGUCCAGUAUAAAGGACAAAGUGAAAAGUCUGAAAGGUGUGCAUUUUCUCUACAACACCAUCCAUCCAGAUCAGCUGGACAUCCCUCCAUUCGUCCUGGACUAUGACAUGCAGGUCAACGGUAAGAGUUACUUCAAUCCAGAGGAAGGGUCAGAGGUCGAGGGCUUGUGAUUCAACCCCUUCUACGACGACAGAAAUGUAAGGUGAGACAACCAAAUCAAUGCAAUGAUGAUGUCAUCAAGGAACCCUGUAUGUGCCUAGCCUGUAGAGGGCGCCCUUCACCCAACUGGAAAAUGCUACUUUGACUUCGUGCAGGGCCAUAUUGUUUUGGCAGACAAUUUUGCCCCCCAAUUUUACGUUAAGCAACAAUUAACAAGAUACCAGUCGCUGAUGGUGCUUGUGACAUGGUACUUUAACUGAUAACCUUAUUCUCGUAAGCAUGAUUAUUUUUGUGCAUAGCUACUUUUUGUGGCUUGAGAAGUUCUAUGAAAUAGUGUAAUUAGCAUAUUAACCCAAAAGGAUCCAAUAAUUAAACCUGUAUCACAGAUAUUUAAAUAAUGGAAUUCUUAUCUGGUUAUCGCUUUGGUUUACAUGAACAAUCUGCUGCUGCAACAAUGUUUAUUGCAAUUGAACUUAUUUAAUAAUUUACAAAUCUAAAAAUUAAUAUAUUUAAUAGGAAUGGUGGCGGCAACAUCAGAUUAACAAAAUGGAGAGUAGGUUUUUGAAACUUGUUAUUAUAAGACAGCAAUCUAGAAAGUAUAAAGUUCCUUUGUAAAUACUUUCCUUUUUUUUGGGGGGGGGGGGCUUCACAGUGUUGAAGGGCCCCUAUGCAUUUGGACUAGAACAUUUUAAAACUGGCAGAAUUUAACAGCAUUUUGUCCAAAAUGAAAAAAAUGUGUUGAAUUGUAUAUACAUGUAAAUGUAAAAAACCUUCUAUUGAAACCAAAUCCAGAAAUUUACAAAAGAACUCUGCGAAAGGUUUAGUUCAGGCCAAUACUUAAAAGUGAUUUUUAUUUAGUAUUAGUUUUUUAUCAUUUGCCCUCAAGAACAUCUUCUUGAGAAUUUGCCUUUGAAAGGGAAAGUUUGCCUUUGGUCUUUGGAAGUGUUCAAUUUUGUUAAUCCUAUAGAAAUAGAGAUAGUACACAAUAAAACUAACCUGAGAUUAUAUUUCAUUUCAAAAGGUGGUUAUGUCUUUGAGAUAUCGCCAAAAAAUCCAGAAUGAUUUUAGCCACGUAGGAAGAAAAGUCAGAGAAAUGUAUGUGACAGUAACUUUUCUCAGAUUCUAAUUUUUGGGAAUAAUAAAAACUUAUAUAUUUUUCCAUAACCACAUUAGUGACAUUGCUUCAAAGUGCUAUGGUUCCCAAAACACUUUAUACUAAUCGCAAUCUACCCAAGUAAGUUUUUAUUACCGUUCAUUAAAAGAGGGAUAGCCAAAGUAUAUCUUUCCUUUAAAGACACUGGACUUUGUUCGAAAUUGUCAAAGACCAGUCUUCUCACUUGGUGUAACUCAACAUAUG
This is a messenger RNA of Asterias rubens (European starfish), 3096 nucleotides long. Its product is annotated as protein GDAP2 homolog. The coding region runs from base 260 to 1750 and encodes 496 amino acids. The record is from RefSeq and is a predicted model, not a curated record. Lineage: Eukaryota; Metazoa; Echinodermata; Asteroidea; Forcipulatida; Asteriidae. The transcript is spliced from 12 exons.